UUGGCUUUACUGAGGUCUGUUUUGUCCCAUCCUAGUGUUGAAGAAUGUCGCAACAUAAUCAUGCAGUUUGGAGUUCGGGAGGUGACAGCUGCCCAGGUUGCCAGGGUUCUGGGGAUGAUGGCUCGGACUCAUUCGGGGCUGACGGAUGGUAUUCCAUUACAAUCUAUUUCGGCUCCUGGCAGUGGGAUUUGGAGUGAUGGGAAAGAUAAAAGCGAUGGAGCACAAGCCCAUACCUGGAAUGUGGAGGUCUUAAUUGAUGUUCUUAAGGAGCUGAAUCCUAGCCUGGACUUCAAAGUAGUAACCUAUGAAUUGGACCACCCAGGAUUUCAGAUCCGUGACAGCAAAGGCCUGCAUAUUGUGGUGUUUGGCAUCCAGAGAGGGCUGGGCAUGGAAGUUUUUCCAGUUAAUGCCAUAUACAGACCUUGGAAGCAUGCAGAAGGCCAGCUCUCCUUCAUUCAACAUUCCCUCAUAAACCCGGACAUCUUUUGUUUUGCUGACUACCCUUGUCACACUGUUACCACAGACAUCCUGAAAGCACCACCAGAGGAUGACAAUCGAGAAAUUGCUACAUGGAAGAGCCUGGAUCUGAUCGAAUCUCUGUUACGGUUGGCAGAAGUGGGACAGUAUGAGCAGGUUAAGCAGCUCUUCAGUUUUCCCAUCAAGCAUUGCCCAGAUAUGUUGGUAUUGGCCUUACUGCAGAUCAACACUUCCUGGCAUACCUUGCGCCACGAACUCAUCUCCACGCUCAUGCCAAUCUUCCUUGGCAACCAUCCCAACUCUGCCAUCAUUUUGCACUAUGCAUGGCAUGGGCAGGGUCAGUCUCCUUCGAUUCGCCAGCUUAUCAUGCAUGCAAUGGCAGAAUGGUACAUGAGAGGGGAGCAGUAUGACCAGGCCAAAUUGUCACGUAUUCUUGAUGUGGCACAAGACUUGAAGGCCUUGUCAAUGCUGCUAAAUGGUACUCCAUUUGCCUUUGUUAUUGACCUUGCUGCACUUGCCUCUCGACGAGAAUACCUCAAACUUGACAAAUGGCUCACAGACAAAAUUCGGGAGCAUGGGGAGCCCUUCAUCCAAGCCUGCAUGACCUUCUUAAAGAGAAGAUGUCCAUCCAUCCUAGGUGGUCUGGCUCCUGAAAAAGAUCAACCCAAAAGUGCUCAGCUUCCUCCAGAAACCUUGGCAACUAUGUUGGCAUGCCUGCAGGCUUGUGCUGGGAGUGUUUCUCAGGAGCUGUCAGAGACCAUCCUCACCAUGGUAGCCAACUGCAGUAAUGUCAUGAAUAAGGCCAGGCAGCCACCACCUGGAGUCAUGCCCAAAGGCCGCCCACCCAGUGCGAGCAGCUUGGAUGCCAUCUCUCCUGUGCAGAUCGACUCGCUUGCAGGAAUGGCAUCUCUGAGCUUAGGUGGCUCAGCUGCUCCUCACACCCAGAGCAUGCAAGGCUUCCCUCCAAACUUGGGCUCUGCAUUCAGUACUCCUCAGUCACCAGCAAAAGCAUUUCCCCCUCUUUCCACCCAAAACCAGACAACAGGUUUCAGUGGCAUUGGAGGACUCUCUUCACAGCUUCCAGUAGGAGGUCUUACUACGGGUAGCCUGACUGGCAUAGGAACUGGAGCCCUGGGCCUUCCUGCAGUGAACAAUGACCCAUUCGUGCAAAGGAAGCUGAGCACAUCUGGACUGAGCCAGCCUACGUUCCAGCAGAGUAAGAUGAAACCUUGUAAGUGGUAGUGUUGUCUGUGACUGUGAAGUGUGACUGUGGUUAAUCUGCAUUUCCUUCAGGGGGUGGCUUUGUUCUGGAGGUGAUAAGUAAUAGAAAUGUGGCUCUUGUAAUGCACUCUUAGUCUGAAAAAGGUGCUUCUCAACUUCUAUGCUAGCAGCUUGCCAAGUAACUGGAGGUGGGAUUGAAAGAAAAAAAAUUGUAAUACAACACAUUAAGAAAUUGCAUGAACAGCAUGCUUCUGUCCUUCUUUUCUAAUUGUGCUAUGUUUUGAACAGAAGUCUUAUCCUACUCUUUAGUGAGUUGUUUGUGUUGUAAAAGGGUGGGAUGUUGGUUUUGGUUUGUAAGGUGGCUAAUCAUAGCUAGCUGAGUCCUGCCGCAGCACAGCAGUGAAGCAGCCUGCAGCGUUGGAAAAGAAACACAACUAACAUGAGUUGGUGGGAAGGUGCUGGGUUCUUUUUUUCCUCAAGAGAAUGAUUUGGUCCUCAAAAUGGAGCCAUAAUUAUUAGCUCCUUUAUAACUCUAAAUAUGCUCACAUGUUUAAGCAAACAAACAUUGCUCUUAGGAAGCUUGCCCAUAUGCUAAAUUUUCCACCAACUGUUGUUGUGUAUGUGUAA
Molecule: messenger RNA, 2325 nt
Organism: Meleagris gallopavo (turkey)
Lineage: Eukaryota; Metazoa; Chordata; Aves; Galliformes; Phasianidae
Source: RefSeq, a predicted model, not a curated record